Messenger RNA from Mus pahari (shrew mouse), 2418 nucleotides. It is a transcript of the gene Zbtb14, whose product is annotated as zinc finger and BTB domain containing 14. The transcript has 3 exons. Gene Ontology annotation, molecular function: DNA-binding transcription factor activity, RNA polymerase II-specific; protein binding; RNA polymerase II cis-regulatory region sequence-specific DNA binding. Gene Ontology annotation, cellular component: nucleus. NCBI's taxonomy places the organism in Eukaryota, Metazoa, Chordata, Mammalia, Rodentia, Muridae. The coding region runs from base 477 to 1832 and encodes 451 amino acids. The record is from RefSeq and is a predicted model, not a curated record. Gene Ontology annotation, biological process: regulation of transcription by RNA polymerase II.
GGCGCGGGGCUGCGGAACCGGCCGCCGCAUGCCCGCUCCCGAGCUCGUCGCGCCGCCGGGGCUGCUGCGGGCCAAGGAAGAGAGAGAGAGCGAGAGCCUCGCGCUCGCGCCGCGACCUGGAGAAGUGGAGGAUGGUUGGAAGGGAAGGUGGCCCGUCGCUGGCGGGCACGGCUCCGGGGAGCUUUUGUUUAGGAGAGAAUGCUGAGGGCUCGCUGCACCCGGCGGCUCCUAGGCUGCGACAUGCGAACGUGGGUUCCCCACGCGCGGACUGCGCCCUGGGUCUUGCGCGGGGCCCCGGAUUCCCCACUCCCAAGUUGUGCGGUCGCAACAGGGAAGUGGUGUGGCCGCCAUUGUCGCAGCUGCUCCGGAAUAAGGAGGCGGCUACGGCUGCUUAUAUCUGGCUUGCCCCUGAUCAGACUGACUCUGAUCUGAAGAUUUUGGUGUUUAAGGCAUUAAGAACAUAGCCUGAAUUGUUCAUGGAGUUUUUCAUCAGUAUGUCUGAAACCAUAAAAUAUAAUGACGAUGAUCAUAAAACGCUGUUUCUGAAAACCCUGAAUGAACAGCGCCUGGAGGGAGAAUUCUGCGACAUCNCCAUCGUGGUUGAAGAUGUAAAGUUCCGAGCCCACCGGUGUGUCCUCGCCGNCUGCAGCACGUACUUUAAGAAGCUUUUCAAGAAGCUAGAAGUGGACAGCUCGUCCGUCAUAGAGAUAGAUUUCCUCCGCUCCGACAUAUUUGAAGAGGUGCUGAACUACAUGUACACCGCGAAGAUUUCUGUGAAAAAGGAGGACGUCAACUUGAUGAUGUCGUCUGGUCAGAUUCUCGGCAUCCGGUUUUUGGAUAAACUGUGUUCUCAGAAACGCGACGUGUCUAGUCCGGAUGAAAGUAANGGCCAGUCGAAGAGUAAGUAUUGCCUCAAGUUAAACCGCCCCAUCGGAGACGCUGCUGAUGCUCAGGAUGAUGAUGUGGAAGAAAUCGGGGACCAGGAUGACAGCCCUUCUGAUGACACGGUAGAGGGCACUCCCCCGAGUCAAGAGGAUGGCAAGUCUCCCACAACCACUCUCAGGGUUCAGGAAGCAAUUUUGAAAGAGCUGGGGAGCGAGGAAGUUCGGAAAGUGAACUGCUACGGCCAGGAAGUGGAGUCCAUGGAGACUCCCGAGUCCAAAGAUCUGGGGUCUCAGACCCCUCAGGCCUUAACCUUUAAUGAUGGGAUGAGCGAAGUAAAAGAUGAACAGACUCCGGGCUGGACCACGGCGGCCAGCGACAUGAAGUUNGAGUACUUGCUCUACGGUCACCAUCGAGAGCAGAUCGCCUGCCAGGCGUGUGGGAAGACGUUCUCCGAUGAAGGCCGACUGAGGAAGCAUGAGAAGCUCCACACCNCUGACAGGCCCUUUGUCUGUGAGAUGUGCACAAAAGGUUUCACCACGCAGGCCCACCUGAAAGAACACCUAAAAAUCCAUACGGGNUACAAGCCCUACAGCUGCGAGGUGUGCGGGAAGUCCUUCAUCCGCGCCCCAGACCUGAAGAAGCACGAGAGGGUUCACAGCAACGAAAGACCAUUCGCGUGUCACAUGUGUGACAAAGCCUUCAAACACAAGUCUCACCUGAAGGACCACGAGAGAAGACACAGAGGGGAAAAGCCUUUUGUGUGCGGCUCCUGCACCAAGGCCUUCGCCAAGGCCUCAGACCUGAAGAGGCAUGAGAACAAUAUGCACAGUGAAAGGAAACAGGUCACCCNCAGUGCCAUCCAGAGCGAGACAGAACAGUUGCAGGCCGCAGCGAUGGCCGCUGAGGCUGAGCAGCAGCUGGAGACAAUUGCCUGUAGCNAGAGGUGAUGGGUCAGGAACACUGAACCUGGAAGGUGGAUGCUAAGGUUGCACUGGCUGUAGUCAGUGAACACCUUUGACCACUUUGUGGCAAUUUACAGCAUCGUGCUAGCUGGACCUAAGACAGUGCGCACUCCAGUUAGGUGGUUCUCAAAUUUCUCAAGGCAGUUAUGUUCCUACGUUCUGACCAAACCGUUUGGUUUUUUUUAUCUUUUGGUGUGUGUGUGUGAUGUCUAGUAUUCCUAUUCCCAGUAAGGUCCCCUACCCUUCUUUAUGGUUUUAAUUUGAAAUCUCCUUUGUCUAGUUUAAAAUGAAUGGCUUCUGUUUCACUCUUAAUCUCUCAACUCCUGCCAAGCUGGUGAGUGCACUGCACAGAGUCAUUGAAUAAAUUGAUUUCCUAAUCCCAGUAUAUGUGACUUAUGUCAAAACAGCAGUUUUAAUAACUGGAUACAAGACCUUUAUAUCAAUGCGGAAAACAUUGUCACACACUGACCCAGAACACUGCAGAAGUACAAAACCAAAUUUUGAAAAAUGGAAUGGUGUUAGUUUUAUAUUUGGUUUGUGAUUUCUCUCUCUCUCUCUCUCUCUCUCUCUC